Messenger RNA from Helianthus annuus (common sunflower), 846 nucleotides. Its product is annotated as ferredoxin-thioredoxin reductase catalytic chain, chloroplastic. The record is from RefSeq and is a predicted model, not a curated record. NCBI's taxonomy places the organism in Eukaryota, Viridiplantae, Streptophyta, Magnoliopsida, Asterales, Asteraceae. The coding region runs from base 227 to 688 and encodes 153 amino acids. Gene Ontology annotation, molecular function: oxidoreductase activity, acting on iron-sulfur proteins as donors. The transcript has 6 exons.
GCAGGUGGUAGCCACCUGAGAACUCCAGCGGAUCGGAUAAUUUUAUUAUCACAACGAGUGGUGCUCCCUCUUCACGACCUCUUCUGAAUCAAUAAUAUCUUUCCUGUGACGCCAAACAUGUAUAUAUAGCUCACCUACAAUCAUCCACACCUUUUCUUCAUUCAUCUCCAAACACUGCUACUUCUGCUCUGUUUCACUCGGCGAAAUUGAUCCACUUCUCAAUAUAAUGACGCUGAUGAGAACUCUACCGGCAACCACCUCUUACGCCGUCGGAUUCGGCGUUUCCUCUUUCAACGCGCCUCCGUCGCACCUCCGUUACCGUCGAUUCGUCAUUGCUAACGCUUCAGCUGAACCAUCUGACAAGUCUGUCGAAAUUAUGAGGAAAUUCUCAGAGCAGUAUGCCCGUAGAUCUGGCACAUAUUUUUGUGUCGACAAAAGUGUCACUUCUGUGGUUAUCAAGGGAUUAGCAGACCACAAAGACUCAUUGGGUGCACCACUCUGCCCCUGCAGGCACUAUGAUGACAAAGCAGCUGAGGCAACACAAGGCUUUUGGAAUUGCCCAUGUGUUCCUAUGAGAGAAAGAAAAGAGUGCCACUGCAUGCUUUUCCUCACCCCUGAUAAUGAUUUUGCUGGCAAUGAACAGGUGAUUACAAUGGAAGAAAUUAAAGAAUCAACUGCCAACAUGUAGUUUAGGUGCACCCUCGCUCUUUUUUGGUACACAAAUACUGAUUACAUAUCUACACUACAUGUAUAACUUUAUUUAUAUGCUCAUAUAACAUCACUUUUGGUGUAUCCGACCAUCACAUUAACAUGCCUUCAACAAAAAUAAAAUGUUUUUUUUUUUUA